AGCAUAUGCAAAGUACGUUUACUAUUUACUUGUUUCAACUCACACCCAAACAACCGAACGAGUAAGGGAGAAGAACUGAAAAAAUCAUGACAUUAAUGUAGUUAUUGUCUGACCUAGAAUAGAAUGUAUAACAUGUGUCGUGUUGUCUGAAAGCUGUCUUUAUAAAUUAAAAUAAAAUCGAAAUAAAAUAUCGUAAAAUUAAAUUAAAAUAAUUAGUAAAAUUAGUGGCAAGUCACAAUGGUUGUGUUGGAAGGUGAUUCCGGAGAUGCUAAACCUGUAACUUCCGAAGAAAGUGAUAAAGAAGUCAAGUCUCCAAGACUGUUAUCAUUAGAAAUAUUCCGCAUAACUAAGGAUGCCCAACAACAGCAUGGGCUUCGCCAUGGUGACUACCAGCGCUACAGAGGAUAUUGUUCAAGGCGUCUCAGGAGACUGCGCAAAGUACUCAAAAUACCGCAGGGCGAUAGACGUCACUACCGUCGUCGUGACGUCACAACGGUGCACUUGACGGCGACAUCAGCCGAGGGCCGUCUUCUUUGCGUGCCCUUACUUCAAGCUGAGAGAGCUUGGGCACAUGCCAUGCAGCUAAGGCAAGAGGCCAAUACGGAGCCUAGAAAGAAGUUCCAUCUAGUCUCCCGACUUAAGAAGGCAUAUGCUCACGCGCAAACUCUUCUGCAGUUGUGCGAGCAAAGUGGAGUUUGCGACGCGCGCACGCAGCUGGAGGCGGGCGCGUACGCGGCGUGGUUGGGCGGCGCCUUACUGGUCGAACUGCAGCAGUGGCGCCCCGCCGCGGAGGCGCUGCAUCGCGCGCAACUUGUGCUCGAGAAACUAUGCGCGGCAUUACCGGAGGACGAGCGUUUGCCAUACAAGCAGAAGGUGGAAGAACUGAAGCCUAGCCUUCGUUACUGCGCCUACAACAUCGGGGACGAGUCUGCGGCUGGUGACCUCGUUGCUAUGCGCGGCCAGGGACUCAUCGAGAACUUGGACUCACUCAUGGCACAAGCUAAGGAGUCUCGCUCUGGUGUGAUGCAUGAAGUGGAAUGGCGCGGCCGCAAGGUAAGCGUGAAGCCCGAGAAAGUGCGACUCUUCCUCAUCGCGUUACAAGACCUUGACAAGUCCGUCGCCAACGCAGACUCCGUCCAGGCCAAGAUCGAUAUCCUCGAGAAUAUUCUGAUGGACUGCAAGGACGCCAUAUCAGCCAUCAAGGAUGAAAUCAAAAGCGACCCCAAGCUGAAGUCUGCUUCCGAGAUCCAGAUGUCUGGCAUCAACUACUUGCUGUCUUACUUGAUGUACCUGCGUUUGAUGCGCACUAUCGACAGGAACAACUUGCUGGUCCAGCAGGCUGAGGAAGCUCGCAAGAACAAUAUACAGAUCGACGGCAAGAAGGUCCGGCCCCAGGACCUGACGAGACUCUACGAGAUCAUCUUGCAGAACUUAACUGAGUUGCAGCAGUUGCCUGGAUUUGAAAACGACGCGGCGUAUCAACAGGAAAUAGAGACAUUGACUAAAGCAUACCGCGCGUUCCGUUGCUACUACAUCGCUCAGGUACUCACCGGACUCCGUCGCUUCAGAGAAGCUCUCGCUAUGUUGGAGAGAUGCAGCAACUACUCCGCCGAGUCGCUCAAUACCAAACUAGAUGACAAGCGCUUGGUUGAGAAGUUGCAAAUGUUGAAGAAGGACAUCGAGAGCUGCAAGUUUGAGGUCCAUGCUGACUCUGUGCUAGAGGAUGAUGAAGAUCAAGAUGAGGACACGAAGUACACGAGUGGCAAGUCUUACAAGGAUAAGAAGCCUCUAGUCGAUCGUUUGGACGAGUACAGGGAAGACACUCAAGUCCUUACGAAGAACCCUAACAUCUACAAAAUGCCACCGUCGAUGGAAGCCAUUCCUUGCAAGCCAUUGUUCUUUGACUUGGCAUGCAACUUCGUAGAGUUUCCGAACCUGGACGAUAAGACCGGCGCAGCAGAUAACAAGAAGCAAGGCGCCGGUCUCACCGGACUGGUCAAAGGAUUCUUGGGAUGGGGUAAAAGUGACAAGUGAACAUAGAUUUAUUUAUACAUUUUCAUUGGUUUUACUAUAUACCAGGAUUUGUUUUUAAAGGUUCAAAUUAUAUACAACAACAAAUUAGUCUCUUUA
Messenger RNA from Spodoptera litura, 2130 nucleotides. RefSeq names its product signal recognition particle 68 (gene Srp68). NCBI's taxonomy places the organism in Eukaryota, Metazoa, Arthropoda, Insecta, Lepidoptera, Noctuidae. Gene Ontology annotation, biological process: SRP-dependent cotranslational protein targeting to membrane. The record is from RefSeq and is a predicted model, not a curated record. Gene Ontology annotation, cellular component: signal recognition particle, endoplasmic reticulum targeting. Gene Ontology annotation, molecular function: 7S RNA binding; endoplasmic reticulum signal sequence receptor activity; signal recognition particle binding.